Molecule: messenger RNA, 567 nt
Organism: Aspergillus oryzae RIB40
Lineage: Eukaryota; Fungi; Ascomycota; Eurotiomycetes; Eurotiales; Aspergillaceae
Exons: 2
Coding region: 1-567 (188 amino acids)
Source: RefSeq, a predicted model, not a curated record
AUGCCCGGUUCAUUAUCGAGUGCCUGCGAAACAUUGACGAGAGUUAUUUUGGCCAAUGUUGGAGCCGCGUUGGGCUAUACCAACACUGCAUCUGUUGCCAACAGGUUCCGUGCCCUUCGCAAGCGGUACGGCUUCACCAAUCUCGAGGCUACGACUAAGCCGACAAAUGCGAGCACUACUUCGACUACUUCUCCCACUGCCCCCUCUGGACAAGGCAAGCGCAAGGGCGCUGGUGCUGGAAGAAAGAAAAACGUGGCCAAAACCGGGGAAUCUGAAGACCCCUUCGUCACGGACAACUCCGAGGCCGAAACUAUUAUCGCGGUUGAGGUUCCCAAGGUCAAGUCAACUCCUAAAAAGGGGGUCAGGAAGGGAGCCAAAGUGACUUCGGCUCCUAUCCCGGCUACUGAUCUUGGACCCACUAAGGGAGACAAGCAUCCUAAGCCAACUUUGGAGCCGAAGAUUAAGACUGAGAAUGUUAAGGAUGAGAGCAUUGACGUUAAUCUUCUUGACGCGGUCAAUGACGCUAUGGUGAAGUAUGAGGACAGCGAGGGCUUCGAAAUGGCGUAG